AUCGUAUCCAUCUUUACCUAAUUUUAUUCUUCACCAAUGGGAAUGAGAAGUUGUGAAGCUGUUAUUGAAAUAAUUCAUAAUUCCAACCAACCAUACAUACCUCAUACAAAGUACGAGCCUAGUCUAAACUCUGUCUAUCUAAACUCUUUCAAUAUUUUUACCCAACUCUUGAAACUCACCAGGGACGGACCUAACUGGCCCAAGACAUGUUCAAUCCUCAUUUCUUACUUAUCAGCUUAGGCAACCAAGCACCAUAUUACGAAUGCCUUCAUUCCACCGGCCAUUUUGCACUUGCUGCAUUACAGAAGUUCCUUAGUUCGAGUCAGCCGCCAUUCAAGUCUGAACGAUAUGGAGGGAAAUCCUGCUUGGCCUCGACGGAUCCUGGAUACCUUACCAUGGUUCAGAGCCCAACCCAGAUGAAUGUCUCAGGUCCUUGGGUUGCUAAGACUUGGAAAGAGAUGCUGCAAACCCACCAGCUAGAGCCAUCACAGCUAAGCUUGGUACUAGUUCACGAUGAUCUAGAGUCGCAAUUCGGCCAUGUGAAAGUUCGACCAUGGUACUCAAGUCAUCGGGGUCAUAAUGGCGUUAAAAGUGUCAAUGCAAGCAUAAAACCUCCAAGUUCUCCCGGUACAUGGUGGUCGCGCAUAUCCAUCGGUAUCGGCCGACCUGAGGCUAGAGAUCACACAUCUGUCGCUGAUUAUGUCUUGAAGAAUUUGACCAGAUACCAAAAGGAUAUUAUCGACACGGAAGUCGGUUCAAACGUUUUUCACUGCUUGCAGGGAAUAGAGGAAAUUUGGGGGCAAGAGUUCCAGAAAGCCUAUGCAAGCCGCUACGCACUCUCGCAUCCCGUGUGGCUACCUAAAUCACUCAGAUACAUGUCUAAAGAUCUUGAACGUGUUGAGGCUCUUCGUGAUAGCACAAUAAGACAUCACCAACGAAGGAAAAAAUAAUAUCUGAAGUCCAGCCAACAGCCCAUCUCUACACUUUGAAUUCAAGGUCUUGUAAUUGUUGAGGUUUUUUUUUUUUUUUUUUUUUUUU
This is a messenger RNA of Daldinia caldariorum, 1038 nucleotides long. Its product is annotated as peptidyl-tRNA hydrolase. The transcript has a single exon. The coding region runs from base 207 to 950 and encodes 247 amino acids. Gene Ontology annotation, molecular function: peptidyl-tRNA hydrolase activity. The record is from RefSeq and is a predicted model, not a curated record. Lineage: Eukaryota; Fungi; Ascomycota; Sordariomycetes; Xylariales; Hypoxylaceae.